Messenger RNA from Yamadazyma jaroonii, 1065 nucleotides. The record is from the annotation of a GenBank genome assembly. Lineage: Eukaryota; Fungi; Ascomycota; Pichiomycetes; Serinales; Debaryomycetaceae.
AUGGUAUUAACUCAAGCAACUAAUUCUAUUCUUCCUAACCCUAUAAAUAGUGGUAACAAAGAAGGAGUUUCCAAUAUAACUAAUAAAGUUGAGUCAUCACAACCAAGAGUUGUUCCUGGUCAUGAUGCCAUAGAAAUUGAUUAUGAAGCUUUACCACCAAAUGCUUCAUUAAUAGCACAUUUAACUGCUGGAGCUUUUGCUGGGAUAAUGGAACAUACUGUUAUGUAUCCUAUUGAUUCCAUUAAGACCAGAAUGCAAAUUAUUUCAAAUACUCAAGAAUUAAGUAAAGGAAUAAUAAAUUCUAUUUCUAAAAUUAGUAGUAGUGAAGGAGCUUAUGCUUUAUGGAGAGGUGUUUCAUCAGUUGUUUUAGGUGCUGGACCUGCUCAUGCUGUUUAUUUUUCAGUUUUUGAAGCUACCAAGACUUUAUUAGUCAAUCAAUUAACUGCUCAAAAUUACAAUAAUAAAUUAGUCACCGAUGAAAAUCAUCCAUUGAUUGCUAGUGGUGCUGGUAUUGCUGCCACUGUAGCUUCUGAUGCUUUAAUGACUCCUUUUGAUGUUUUAAAACAAAGAAUGCAAGCUUAUACAUCAAUAAAUUCUUCAUCAAAUACUCAAUCAGUUAAAUUAUUCAAAACUGCUAAAAAUUUAUAUAAAACUGAAGGUUUAUCAGCUUUUUAUAUAUCUUAUCCUGCAACUUUAUUCACUUCAAUACCAUUUUCUGCUUUCAAUUUUGGUUUUUAUGAAUACAGUUCAUCAAUUUUAAAUCCUGACAAUAUUUAUAAUCCUUAUUUACAUUGUGUUUCAGGUGCUAUUGCUGGAGGUGUAGCUGCUGCUUUAACCAAUCCUUUUGAUGUCAUUAAAACUGCAUUACAAACCAGAGGUAUAUCACAAAUCCCAACCUUACAAAAGAUUAAAGGUUUCAAAGAUGCUAUCAAAGUAUUAUACAAAGAAGGAGGUUUAAAGAUUUUUACCAGAGGUUUGAAACCAAGAAUCGUUUUCAAUGCUCCUGGAACUGCUAUUUCAUGGACUGCUUAUGAAAUGGCUAAGGAAAUCUUAUUGAAAAAUUGA